AUGUGCGACGAAGAAGUAGCCGCGUUGGUAGUAGACAAUGGAUCCGGUAUGUGCAAGGCCGGUUUCGCGGGUGACGACGCUCCCCGGGCCGUAUUCCCCUCAAUCGUGGGCAGGCCCCGUCAUCAGGGAGUGAUGGUCGGUAUGGGACAGAAGGACUCGUACGUAGGUGACGAGGCCCAGAGCAAGAGAGGUAUCCUCACUCUAAAAUACCCCAUUGAGCACGGUAUCGUUACCAACUGGGAUGACAUGGAGAAGAUCUGGCACCACACCUUCUACAACGAGCUUCGUGUAGCUCCCGAGGAACACCCCGUCCUGCUCACAGAGGCUCCCCUCAACCCUAAGGCUAACAGAGAGAAGAUGACCCAGAUCAUGUUCGAGACCUUCAACACCCCCGCUAUGUACGUAGCCAUCCAGGCCGUGCUUUCGCUGUACGCCUCCGGUCGUACCACCGGUAUCGUACUCGACUCCGGUGAUGGUGUCUCCCACACGGUCCCCAUCUACGAGGGUUACGCCUUGCCCCACGCUAUCCUGCGUCUGGACUUGGCCGGUCGUGACCUUACCGACUACCUAAUGAAGAUCCUCACCGAGCGCGGUUACUCAUUCACCACCACGGCCGAGCGUGAAAUCGUAAGAGACAUCAAGGAAAAGCUCUGCUACGUGGCUCUUGACUUCGAGCAGGAGAUGGCCACCGCCGCCUCUAGCAGCUCACUCGAGAAGUCCUAUGAACUUCCCGACGGACAGGUCAUCACCAUCGGAAACGAGAGAUUCCGUUGUCCUGAGGCCCUCUUCCAACCCUCAUUCUUGGGUAUGGAAGCCAACGGUAUUCAUGAAACCACAUACAACUCCAUCAUGAAGUGUGACGUUGACAUCCGUAAGGACUUAUACGCCAACACAGUAUUAUCCGGUGGUACCACAAUGUACCCAGGAAUCGCCGACCGUAUGCAGAAGGAAAUCACAGCUCUAGCGCCAUCUACGAUGAAGAUCAAGAUCAUCGCUCCCCCUGAGAGGAAAUACUCCGUAUGGAUCGGAGGAUCUAUCUUGGCCUCGCUGUCGACCUUCCAGCAGAUGUGGAUCUCGAAACAGGAGUACGAUGAAUCUGGCCCCUCCAUUGUGCACAGGAAGUGCUUCUAA
Messenger RNA from Pieris macdunnoughi, 1131 nucleotides. NCBI's taxonomy places the organism in Eukaryota, Metazoa, Arthropoda, Insecta, Lepidoptera, Pieridae. The record is from the annotation of a GenBank genome assembly.